This is a messenger RNA of Aspergillus bombycis, 1842 nucleotides long. Its product is annotated as facilitated glucose transporter. Gene Ontology annotation, molecular function: myo-inositol:proton symporter activity. The transcript has 10 exons. Lineage: Eukaryota; Fungi; Ascomycota; Eurotiomycetes; Eurotiales; Aspergillaceae. The coding region runs from base 1 to 1842 and encodes 613 amino acids. Gene Ontology annotation, cellular component: membrane. Gene Ontology annotation, biological process: transmembrane transport. The record is from RefSeq and is a predicted model, not a curated record.
AUGGACGAAAAGACAUCCAUCGGUGUGACGGCUCACAAUGAGACCCUGAAUCAGGCCACCAAGCCAGGACUGGCGGACCCCGCUGACCGCCGCGAGUCUUUCGCUCUCAAUCUCGUUGAGAACCCGCUGACGCGCAGCUCUCCGGAGCAAGUUGUGCACAAUGCCCGAGCGUUUGCCGAGUCGCACCAGAUGGCUGAACACGCAGAUCUGUUCGGCCGCGCCGCGUUGGUCGCGCGCGACCCCCAGCGCUUCGAGAUGAUUACCGAUCUCAACGAGGAGGAGCGCACCGCCCUCGCCUACGAGCGCGAUCAUAAAUGGCACGGGCCUUUUAUGCUCUGGUACUCGAUUGCCUUGUGCGCCGUCGGAGCCGCCACCCAAGGAUGGGAUCAGACGGGAUCCAACGGUGCCAACCUGUCUUUUCCGCAGGAAUUUGGCCUGACCGGAGAAGGGAGAAAUGAAUGGAUCGUGGGAAUUAUCAAUGCCAUCAUUUUCUUGACGGCAGGUCUCAUUGGUGCUUUUAUCGUUGAUCCACUGAACCACUACUUGGGCCGACGCGGCGAGAUUUUUGUCACGGCUUGCUGUCUCACGGCCACUCCCAUCGGGUCGGCCUUCGCCAAAUCAUGGCAAGGGCUUUUCGCGGCACGAUUCGUCAUGGGUAUUGGCAUCGGUGCAAAGAACGCUACAGUGCCCAUCUACUCCGCCGAGAUGGCUCCAGCGCGAAUUCGAGGUGCCCUCGUCAUGUUCUGGCAGCUGUGGGUGGUAGCGGGUAUUUUCUUGGGCUUCUGCGCCAACGUGAUUGUGAAAGACACGGGAGAUAUCUCUUGGCGUCUCCAACUCGGCUCGGCAUUCAUCCCAUCCUUCAUCCUCGGCGCGGGUAUAUAUUUCUGCCCCGAGUCCCCUCGUUGGCUCAUGAAACAUGGGAAGCUUGCGGCCGGAUACCAUUCCAUGCUGCGCUUGCGAGCUCAUCCCAUCAUUGCUGCCCGGGACUACUAUUAUUCGUGGAUUAUCUACGAAGAGGAGCUGAAGGAGGCUCGCGGCGCCGGCUACUUCUCCCGUAUGUGGGACUGUUUCGCCGUGCCGCGGAUUCGGCGCGCUAACUAUGGUGCCUCGACCGUCAUGAUCGCUCAACAGAUGUGCGGCAUCAACAUCAUCUCUUUCUACAGCUCAACGAUCUUCGAAAGGGUCGGCUACACCCCUACCCAGGCCUUAUACGCGUCUCUCGGCUAUGGGGCCAUUCAAGUCGUAUCCACUAUCCCUACUCUCUUUCUCAUCGACACCAAAGGUCGACGAACCCUGACAUUGGCUACCUUCCCCUUCAUGUGCAUCUUCUUAUUAGCCGGUGGUCUGUCGCUUCUGAAAGACGAAGGUAGCAGAGGGUCUCAAAUCGGACCCGUUGUCCUGUUUGUCUACCUGUUCACGAUCUGCUACUCAUUGGGUGAAGGGCCCGUCGCUUUCCAGUACUCUGCCGAGGUGUUUCCCACCAUUCAACGAGAGCAAGGAAUGGCCUGGGCCGUGUGCAUCAACAACACCUUUGCUGGCAUCCUCAGUCUCACCUUCCCUCGAAUGCAGACCGUCAUGACUCCCACUGGCGCUUUUGGGUUCUAUGCUGGACUCAACCUUCUCGCGUGGUUUAUGAUCUUCUGCUUCGUCCGGGAGACGAAGCAGCUGACGCUGGAGGAGUUGGAUCAGGUCUUCUCGGUCCCAACAAAGGACUUCAUUCACCACGAGUUGACCGUGUGGCUUCCUUAUUUUAUCAAGCGGCACAUUUUCCGUCGGAAUAUCGAGAAGCCACCGCCCAUUAUCGCGGCAGCGGAAGGAUCUGUGGGUAUUCGGGCGGCAUAA